ACUUACUGUUUCAAAGGUUUGUCAAGCAGUCUAUAGCACAGUUUCAAGCAUGAAGUAUUUCUUGGUUUUGGCUUUCGCAGCCGCCGCUUUUGCGGCCACAAUAAAAAGUCCUGGCUUCGGGCUAUCGCCAUUCACUGAAGACGGUGAAAUCGAAGUGGUCUACGAGAAUGAGGAUGGCACUCAAGAAAUUGCGCCUUCGUUCAUCUUGUCAUGGCAGGUACGUCGCAUGAUUCGCAGAUUCCAAAAGCAAAUGCCUUGCGGCUUCCCAAAAUACGGCAUUCCCCCACUAGCGCCAUUAAAGAAGAGCGAAGUCGAUGUACACUUCGAAAGUGGCAUUGUAGAAACCUUUGAUCAACUCACCCGCUUCCGUGUGGAUGGUUUAGAUGAUUUCAAUAUCAAUAGAUUCAAGCUGAACAUAAUUUUGUCCAAGGUCACUUUCGAUAUCACCUUCAAGAAUAUUCGUGCCUCAGCACCACACUACACCACUAACACGAUUCUGGAUGCUUUGCGUCAGCUCGGUCUCUCCGUGCAAUACGAAGGUGAUGGUUCGUUGGACUUUGGUUUGAAAAAUUUGCGUAUUGCUGGUACCUUGAAAUACAAGAUCCCUAUCUUGUGGGGAUCCACCAAAAUCACUUCGUUGAGGGCUACCAUCACCUUAGAGAGUGCCAAUUCUGAAAUCACCGGUAUUUUCGGUGAAAGUAAAUGGAACAAAAUGCUUAAUGACAAACUCGCGAGCUUUAUCGAAUCUGGCAUUAAUGACAACCAACAAUUGAUCACGGAUAGCAUUGAGAACACUGUAGUGCCACGUGUGAACCAAAUGCUUAAGGGUAAUGAUUUCUGGACUCUUCUCGAUUCGAUUUUGUCCAGCGACAGUGGUACCAGUGAAGAUGAUCCCAUUGAGACCAAUUGUGUGGCUCCCGAAGAUCCUUGGGCUUAAAUAUAUUUUAGUUUAAAUAAAUAUUAAUAUGCUGUGUAACAAAAAA
Bactrocera tryoni is the source of this 983-nucleotide messenger RNA. RefSeq lists its product as uncharacterized. The transcript has 3 exons. Lineage: Eukaryota; Metazoa; Arthropoda; Insecta; Diptera; Tephritidae. The coding region runs from base 50 to 937 and encodes 295 amino acids. The record is from RefSeq and is a predicted model, not a curated record.